Paramormyrops kingsleyae is the source of this 1880-nucleotide messenger RNA. RefSeq names its product ATPase Na+/K+ transporting subunit beta 3a (gene atp1b3a). Gene Ontology annotation, biological process: intracellular sodium ion homeostasis; intracellular potassium ion homeostasis; potassium ion import across plasma membrane. The record is from RefSeq and is a predicted model, not a curated record. Lineage: Eukaryota; Metazoa; Chordata; Actinopteri; Osteoglossiformes; Mormyridae. Gene Ontology annotation, cellular component: sodium:potassium-exchanging ATPase complex. Gene Ontology annotation, molecular function: ATPase activator activity.
AAUCUGGAGAGCGAGGAAGCGCGCAUGCGCACCGGCAUCCCGGCUGCCUCGCCGCUCCAACGUGGUUGGUGCGGAACUGCGCUUAGGGUCUGUCAGGGGACGGACCUUCUGGAGAGCGUCAGUCAUCGGCACAGACCCCCGGGUGCACGGUCACUUUAGCACCGUUCAUUUACGCACACCAGCUCCAGCUCGUUUCUGCUUAAGGAAAUCUACAGUUCAGCCAUGGCGAAACAUAGAGGGAAAGAUGAGGAGGAGAAACAGCACCAGACCAGCUGGAAGGAUUUUAUUUACGACCGGAGAAGCGGAGAGUUUAUGGGACGGACAGCCAGUGGUUGGGCUCUCAUCAUCCUCUUCUACCUGGUGUUCUACGGCUUCCUGGCUGGCAUGUUCACGCUCACCAUGUGGGUCAUGCUUCAGACGCUGGAUGACUACACUCCACGGUACCAGGACCGAGUGGCCAAUCCAGGCCUUGUGAUCAGACCGAAGACCAUGGAUAUUCUGUUCAACAGAUCAGAGCCCUUGAACUACGGUCCGUAUGUGGAGCAGCUGGAGUCGUUCCUACACCAGUAUGAUGACAUGGAACAGAAGAACGAGCAGUGUGUGGCUGGCCAGUUCUUUGAGCAGGACACCCACCCACAGAAGAAGGCCUGUCAGUUCAGCCGGAGCGUCCUGGGACCAUGUUCCGGCCUGCUGGACCCCAACUUCGGCUACCCCCAAGGCGAGCCCUGCGUGCUGGUCAAGAUGAACAGGGUCAUUGGGCUGAAGCCGCGAGGAGAUCCUCACAUCAACUGCACGGCCAAGAACGAGGGCUCUCUUCAGAUGCAGUACUACCCUAUCGAGGGAAAGUUUGACAGGAUGUACUUCCCAUACUAUGGGAAGAAGGCCCAAGAGACGUACGUCCAGCCCCUGGUCGCGGUGAAGUUGCUGUUGACUAAGGAGAACUACAAUACGGAGCUGACUGUUGAGUGUAAGAUCGAAGGCACCAACCUACGUAACGACGAUGACCGUGACAAGUUCCAGGGCCGCGUGACGUUUAAAUUGACAGUGACUGAAUGAGAGCUGUCGUUUCCUGAGUGCUGCCAUGAAGGUGGCGCAGUGGCUAUCAGCCAAAUCUUGCCUUUUCUGUCAGCCUGGACUGGGGACCCAGUCUGCGCUGAGGGGUUGGGAUGGGCUUGUUGUUGGCAGGGGGGUGUUUCAUUUCAGCAGUGUGUUUCCACUUCUUGUGACUCGCUCAGCCCCAACUGAAAUAUAAGAACAAGAGAAGAAUAUACACGCCUCAUUACCUCCUACUGCCUGUAACUCCUCUCUGUACCUCUCAGUGCCCUGUAACCCCUCUCUGUACGUUCCAAUGCCCUGUAACCCUUCUCGUUACCUCUCAGUGCCAUGUUGCCCCUCUCGGUACCUCUCUGUGCCCUGUAGCCCCUCUCGGUACCUCUCUGUGCCCUGUAGCCACUCUCGGUACCUCUCUGUGCCCUAUAGCCCCUCUGUGUACCUCUCUGUGCCCUAUAGCCCCUCUGUGUACCUCAUAUUGUCCUGUAACCCUUCUGUCAAUCCCAAAAGUAAUAUAAAACAAGGCCAUUAAGCUGUGGUCGGGUGCCAUACUAGAAAUCUGUAAAUAGGUGAACUUGUUUUCCCCAGUUCUCUUUGCUGUUUGGGUUUUUUGCUUUUCUCUAUGUACAUAUUUAAUGAGUUCUGUAGCACACUGUUUUAGUUGAGUAAUUAUUUGAAAGAAAAUAUCAAUGAAUAAAUGUUUUUAGUCAGGUCAGAGUUUUAAUGAAAAUGAAUUAUAAGGUGAGUGAUUUUUGUAAGCUGUGCAGGACCUGUGCUUCAUGCAGAUGAAAUGUAGACAGCUAAAAAUAAAUGUGAUUUUGAACACUGUA